Rangifer tarandus platyrhynchus (Svalbard reindeer) is the source of this 321-nucleotide messenger RNA. The record is from the annotation of a GenBank genome assembly. Lineage: Eukaryota; Metazoa; Chordata; Mammalia; Artiodactyla; Cervidae.
AUGCUCUUAAAUCAAGGCUGUCUGCUUAUUUAUACUAGCGUAGGCAACACUUGGAUUUCCCUUCUUAGUAUGCUUCAUAACUGCUUUACAGAGAGCUUCCGCUUGUUCUUGAUCAUGUAUCGUGUUUAUGUGCACAGUGCCAAGCAGAGAGUGACUGGGUGGCGGCCCUGCCCGGCCUCCGGGAGAGCCAUCGGCGCAGAGCCUCGGGGGAGGAGCAGCUCUCAUCCCAGUAGCCUCGUGGCACAGUACUCUUGGGCAGUAACUGGAUACCUUUUAUUUGAACAAACAAACUGGGGGGGAAAAUGCUUCCUUAAGUGCUGA